UGAUCCGGAUUUUUUUUUUUUUUUUGGAGGGGGGGUGGUGUCGGAGGCGAGGUAGCAAAUUGUAUUUGGACACAGAAGCAAUGGGAGCUUUUGGCCUUGAAAGACAUUUUAAUUCUUUGUGACCUGAACUUUCACUUAUGGGGAAAAGGAAAGAAGUUAUCUCUAGGGAAAUGGUUUUAAUCGUUAGUCUUUGUGGGGCUGCACAAUUUUAGCUGUGUGGCUUUGGGUUAAUCAGUGUCUCUCUCUCUCUCUCUCUGCAUCUUGAAGGAUGUACAGGCUUCAGAUUCAAAUCCCUUCCAAUUGAUCUCCUUUGCUAUGAGGGGAAGCCUCACCCUCCUUCUCCACCCUAGGCUGACCUAUCACCCUCCCUCAGAACCUAGAUAUGUGGCGGUUUUCUUCUGAAGUGAACACUUGACUUCGUGCCUGCAUCUAACUCAGCACAAAGGACAUAGGGACUCUGUUAGACUUGAAGGCAGAUGGCCCAUCUUCAGUCUAAUAAGGAUCUCAUUUCUUCGGGAAUGAAGGAAUUUAAUGUUCUGCUGAAUCAGCAGGUCUUUAAUGAUCCUCUUAUUUCUGAAGAAGACAUGGUGACUGUGGUGGAUGACUGGGUGAACUUCUAUGUCAACUAUUACAAGCAACAUAUGAAAGGGGAGCAGCAAGAGCAAGUCGGGGCUCUGCAGGAACUCCAGCAACAGUUGGACAUUCUGGCAAAAUCUUUUCUGGUUAAAUAUAAGGACUUCCUGAAAUCCCAUGACCACCCAAACCAUAAGCUUCCUUCCUUCUAGCCCAGAGAUCCAGGCCUUCAUCUCCAAGAAGCCCUUAAAUUCUGGCUUUGUAGAUCAUGUACUCAGGACGUGCUUCUUCAUGAUACCCCAAUAAAUACCAGUACUGGUUUUACUGGA
Messenger RNA from Ictidomys tridecemlineatus (thirteen-lined ground squirrel), 902 nucleotides. RefSeq names its product alpha hemoglobin stabilizing protein (gene Ahsp). Gene Ontology annotation, molecular function: hemoglobin binding. The record is from RefSeq and is a predicted model, not a curated record. Gene Ontology annotation, cellular component: cytoplasm. NCBI's taxonomy places the organism in Eukaryota, Metazoa, Chordata, Mammalia, Rodentia, Sciuridae. Gene Ontology annotation, biological process: protein folding; erythrocyte differentiation; protein stabilization.